Molecule: messenger RNA, 2496 nt
Organism: Brettanomyces bruxellensis
Lineage: Eukaryota; Fungi; Ascomycota; Pichiomycetes; Pichiales; Pichiaceae
Exons: 1
Coding region: 1-2496 (831 amino acids)
Source: RefSeq, a predicted model, not a curated record
AUGAACGGAAAUAAAGAAGCUCUUCGAUCAGGAUCGGAGCAGACUUCUAAUGGGGCACAAGCUGGGGGUACUGCUUUAGCAAAUUCGGCUUCAGCAUCCGGCAGUAUCAAGCCAUAUCCAUUUCUCGACACUUUUGCCAUGCUAACUAUAUUAAUGAUUCUUCCAAACUGGUUAAGCAUUCCCAUGCUAUUAUUUGACAUAUUAUUGGGCAAACCUGAGUUCUUCGAGUCAACCAUAUCACUUUUUUUCAAGCAUAACUUGAAGGGCCUUCGAAAUGACUCGGAACAAACACACAAAGUUGGAACUGGGAGGAUUGUUGCAGUGAUGAUAUAUUGGAUAGUUAUCAACUCGAUGGUUGUGUUUGUAAUUCUUUUGAUCAAUCCGAAGAUUCUUGACUACACCAAACUUUUUUCCAAAGCAUGUCUUGCUUCUAGAUUGACAUCUACGAGGCAUCGUCACUCAUUAGAUGCCGUUGGCUCAAGUGCAUUGUUGCUAGGAUUAGAGAAGAUCAUUCAACUUGCCACUUCAUAUUUUGAGGAGGGAACAUCACCAUUAAGUAUCACCGUUUCAACACAUGCCGGAUCCAGACUUACACCAAUUUCGAUUCCGAAAGCUCGUGACCAAUUUACGCUUUCGGACAUGCUAGUUUCUAAUUACAUAACCUCCAGGCGAAGUCCAAUGAAGCUUCUGGCGUAUAGACUAUCCCUCUCAGGAUUUAGCGGGGCAACAACUGUGGCAUUUGCUAUAGAAUUCACUGUUGAACUAAUAUACUCAAUUUUGGCUAUCUACAUAACAAUGAGCCGCCUAAAUCCUUUUUUCCAAAGGCUAGUUUUUUUCAACAGCAUUUCCAAAUCCCUGGAUAAUUUUUCGACGGCUGCUCUACCAAGAAGAAGACACAUACGCAACAAUCCUAGAUCAGAUAUUACUUCGAAGGCACCUUUACAUCGUAAUAAUUUAUCGAGAGGAGCAUUUUUGUCCCACAAGCUCGGAAUACCGUCUUCAGCAUCAUUAAAGAGUACAGACACGCCAAAUCAAAAUCCAUUGGCAAUUGAGGUUCCGGAUGAGAUUUCAAAAUCUAUCUUACCGUCUUUGAUCGUCAAUGGUGAGGUGGAUGAGCCCCUUACUGAAUCUUCAAACUUGGAAUUUGAACAAUCCACAGAGAAUAACAGUGCAAAUGAGGAUUUUUCUGAUUUAGAUACAAAUGAACCGGUGGGGAGGACACAAAAGGCAAAAACACCAGCAUCUUUCCCACUUGACAAACAAAGACUUAUCAUGGAUGAUGUUUCAUCCCCAGGAUUAGUUGUUGCCCAGAAUUUUGAAAAUUAUUGUAGAGUCUCACUUAUGCCAUCUUUGACCAACAGUUCACCACAAUCUGCAUCUCAAAAGGGUAAGUAUGUUGAGAAAAAGCUCAAGUCAUUAAGCGGAAAGAAUCAACAGCCAUUAUGGACCUUUUUGAAUACCGCUCGAACGAUGUUCGGAAGUCGAGAUCUUUUUUCAGGCGAUUAUUAUCAGCAUAAUGCAUUGGUAGCAACAGAUCCGGCGGUAGAAGGUGUGCCAAGAAUGCCAAAUGGAUUUCCCCAACUUUUUGUUUGGUAUACAGGUGAGACAGUUGUUGCGUUUGAAUUAAGAGAUGUUACGCUCGAUCAGUUACUUGUUCGGGUGAAUGGUAUAAUUUGGGAACAUGUUUCAUCGGCCCGAAUUUAUGAUCGUGAACUUGUUAUUGUCAAUGGAUUAAGUCCAUUGUCACAGUACGAUAUCGAUUUUAUAAUGAUUCUCGAUAAUGGUGAACUAAGGCAUUUUGCAUCUACUACAGUGGGUACAAUCCAUCAAAAUAGAACAUUGACCGAAUCAAAACACUCAACUCCAUUGACAACUUUGCAAGAAUCUGUUGUGACAACACAGAAUGCUAUUGAUCGUGAAAAGGCAAAAAUAAAAAAGCUAAAAGGUGAUUGGAGGAAACGAUCUACUGCUUUGAAGAAUGAAAUAGAAAACUUGAAUAAUCGUGCAAAUAUUAUUGAUGAAAGCCGAAACUACAAGAAGGUGGAAUCUUUAAGACAGGCAGUCGCUAAACUAGAUAUUGAGGUUUCUGAUGUGUCUAAGAAGUCGGAGGAGAUUUUUGCUAAGCAUACCGAAAUUGGAGAGAAAUAUUUAGAUGCAAAACGGAACUAUGAAUCUGAAGGGAGACAUUUAGCUGCAUUCAAAAAGGAAAAGGAAAAUAUUAUUGAGAAAGAAGGUGUCAGAAUUGCUAGAGUUUCAGGUGAGAAAGACCAAUUAUUACAAAAGAAAGACAAACUGUUACAAAGGAGAUCAAAUCUAGAAAAUGAAAUAAAGGGUAUACAGUCAUACAUUAAUGAUUUAAAGCAGAAGGAGAUUGAGAAUAGGCGAAACCAAAGAAAGAAGAGGAGUAAAGAAAGAGAGCAGAAGUACCUUUUGUUGUUAUCCGAUAUCAAUAAGUUUGAGAAAACAAUGUCUGAAACUGUUCCGGCUAUGAAAUGA